AUGUCCUUCAUUUUCAGACAGCGGACUGGGCCUUUGGGCCCCACCCGAGUGGUCGUUACAGGGGCAGGCGGGCAAACUGGCAGUCUGGUUGUGCAGAAGCUGUUGGCGCAGAAGGUGGCGACUACGGCAGUGGUGCGCAGUGAGACCAGUGAGGCCUCGCUGAGGGAGAAGCUGGGAGAUGCCAAGGACCUGCAGGUGGCGCUGGCGGAUGUGACUCAGCCCGAGAGUCUCAAAGAUGCCUUCAAAGGUGCAGACGGCUUGAUCAUUGUGACCAGCUCCAUGCCUCGACUUCUGAAGUCUUCCCUAGUUGGGGUGGUGGUUGCAAAGAUUGUCUCCCUGGGCUAUGCGUCGAAGAAGCCGUCCUACUAUUUUGAUGAGGGCCAGACUCCAGAAGAGGUUGAUUGGAUUGGGCAGCGCAGCCAGAUUGAUGCGGCGAAAGCGUGUGGCAUUAAGCACAUCGUGCUGGUAUCAUCAAUGGCAGGCACAAAGCCAGAUCAUUUUCUGAAUACCCAGAUGGACAACCUUGUGCUGUGGAAGCGCAAGGCCGAGUGCUAUCUCAUGUCCAGUCAAGUUCCUUACACCAUCAUCCAUCCCGGCGGCUUGCUUCCGCACUACGGAGACAAGACGCCUGCCCCAGGCGGUCGCCGUGAGCUCUUCGCGGGCUUGGACGACUCCUUAUUGGACGACGAAGAGAAGAGUCGGAGCCUGGUGCCGCGAGAGGACGUGGCCGCCGUUUGCGUCAGCUGCAUCAUGGAGCCUCAGGUGUCCCAGGGCCGGUCCUUCGACCUGGGCGCCAGCUGUGAAGAAGACGAGCCGAAGGCGUUGAACCUGAAAGCUCUGCUGGAGCCGCUCCAAGGCAAGAACUGCACCUACACCAAAGAAGACGCCGAGUUCAAGGCCAACCUCAAGGCAAGAAGCUGCCCGUGCGGAGUGGAGCAGGCCAUGAAGCGCCGGCCGGUGUGCGCCGCGCUGUCGGACUCUGAGAAUGAGAUGGAGCCUUGGCGGAGUGGACUUGUGGUGAAGCCACCAUCCAAGAAGAAGGCGGUAGACGGCGCCAAGGACACCAAGGACACCAAGGCGCCGGAGGAGGUGAAGGAGAAAGAGAAGGAGAGUAAGCCGAAGAAGGAGAAGGAGUUUGCUUGGAUGGACUCCGAUGAAGAGGAGGAACAGAAAGAGGAUCGCGGGAAGGAACAGCCGGCGGAGUCGACAGAGAAGACUGAGGAUGUGUCUGGAAGCGAAGAUGAGAACGCAGACGUUUCCGCUGCAACAUUGGAUGGAGUGGAGACAUUUGGGAGAAUGAUGGUGCUUUCUCCUGCCCUGCUCAAAAAGAUCCCAAGGAUGCUGCCUGAAGAUGUGGCUGCAGCCUGUAGGGCACUCGCCAGAACCAAGUUUUUCGACUCUGACAUCAUCAGGGUGCUGAGCGGCGUGCUGAAGAGGCUGUUGCUCAGGGACAGGUUGAACGUGGAGCAGGCGGACGAUGUCGUGAAAUGCUUCGCGAUCCUCAACGUCUACGAUGAAUCGGUAUUCAGCGCAAUCGCUCGGCAAAUGAAGGUUCGAACGUCUUCCAUGGACCAGGUGCUUCGAACCCAAUGGUAUGAUAUCUACAAGGGCUUCAAGCACGGCGGUGACAAGGACUUCUACCAGUUGCUGCAGGUGCCUCACCUCACGGCUCUGAGCCCGGGCUACAAAAGGUUACGCUGUGAGCACCACCAGCGCGGAGACUGCGCCGUGGGGGAGGCCUGCACCUACUCCCAUGACCCCCGCGCCCCCAUCGAAUUGGAGAACGCCUUCAUUCGCCCUGUCUCCAAGGUGAUGAUGACGCAGACGCAGUCCAACAUGGGCCGGGAUGUCUACGGAGGGCCGCGGAACGGCCAGAUGCCCAGCCAGGCGCACAGCUUCGAGGUGGGCCGGGCGCGGCUCACCGUGCUGCCGCUGCUCCACGGGCGUUUUGAAGGCCGUGGGGGCAGCGAGGAGGCUGCGGAGGCCAUCGUCAAGUUGGCCCCGCGCCAGGUGUUGGUGGAGCUAUGCCAGCGACGCUAUGGCCAGGUCUUGUCUUCGAUGCUGCUGGGUGUGCCGCUGCGGCCCCCGUCCAAGCUGGACCUGCUAGGCAACAUCCACGGCGGCCUGCUGCAACAUGAGCUUGCCCCAAUUCUGAAGGCGGCGCGUGCAGUGGGCGCAGGCGUUCUGCCGAUUGACAGGCCCCAGGCGGCCACGCGCAGCCGCGUGGCACACAGGCUUUGGCAUCCUAAACUUCUUCAAGGGCUGCUUGCCUUUGCAGGAUACUCCCUCCGGCGCCAACGAGAUGCUUCUUCGCUUGCUCUGCCUCAGGACGGCCAGGAGCUGCGCCGCGAGCUGGAGCGCCUCUGCCCAGCAGCGCACGAGGUUCUCAUCGAGGAGAGGGGGUUUUACUUGGCGCAGCAGGUGAGAGCCUUUGGCCGUGGCGAUGUGGCGGUGGUGUGCGGGGCACCCCUCUGUGAGCACUUGGUCAACAGCCUGAGACAAGCAGAGGUGCCGGCAGCACAGGAUCCUCAGGCCGGAGCUGAGAAGAUGCUGAAACUGGCGAAGCGGGGAGUGCCUGUGUGGCCGCUCUACCUAUUUGCCUAUGGGAUUGUUCCGGCUGGUCUCACUGGCUACGCGCUGGUUUGCGCUUGGGAGAGCUUCCUCGCGCCGGAGCUGGAGGCGCCCUUUGCGCAGUGA
Molecule: messenger RNA, 2697 nt
Organism: Effrenium voratum
Lineage: Eukaryota; Dinophyceae; Suessiales; Symbiodiniaceae
Source: the annotation of a GenBank genome assembly